Messenger RNA from Phytophthora sojae, 738 nucleotides. RefSeq lists its product as hypothetical. Lineage: Eukaryota; Oomycota; Peronosporomycetes; Peronosporales; Peronosporaceae. The transcript is spliced from 3 exons. The record is from RefSeq and is a predicted model, not a curated record. The annotation marks the transcript as partial.
AUGGUGAAACCGUGUGGAAAGAUCCUGCGCGACUGCGAGGUCACAGCGCGUGAUCUAUCGUUCAGGUCCGUCUGGCGAGAGCUCAAAGCUCAAUGCUGGACGCGGAAGGUGCCGCCACGACGAAGUCUGGACGAUCGCUACUUCUACGUCAGACCCGGCGGCAGUACAAGCGGGGCGUCAGGCGUCGACUACUUCAUGGGCGAGGAGGGAGUGCUGGAGUAUUAUGCGAACGUCACUCAUGAAAGCACACCGGGCGACGAGUUGCUGGCCGACAACAUUGACGACAGCUUGAACACCGUGGAUGCAGCUGACGGUGCAUCAUUCGGAGCCAUGGAAUCCGGGGAUGAGGCUGAGAGAGAUGACGUGGAGACUGGUGAGUACGGCUCGGACGACGAUGCGGAGCAGUGCGCAGCUGAAGAUCCCAUCGACAACGCGUCUAGCUACCCUGCUUUGCGCCAAGGCUACUCGGUGCCAACAGCGGAUGCGCUUCGGCGAGGUGACUCCCCCGUGGCGCUAUUCUUCUAUUUCCUGCCAGUGGUGCUGUGGCAGCACAUUGCUGCUUGCUCCAACGAGUAUCAUCGAGAGAUGCUUCCACAGCGCAUCGACGAAACGUAUCGGCGGUACCGACGGAAGCAGCGCCUCAAUUCAGACCUACCGAAGAAGACACGACGCGACAUUCAGCACGAUUUGGAAGGAAUGAAGCCUAUUUUACCUCACGAGUUGUGCCAGUUCAUAGGC